This is a messenger RNA of Nasonia vitripennis (jewel wasp), 1517 nucleotides long. RefSeq lists its product as uncharacterized. The transcript is spliced from 3 exons. Bases 457 to 651 code for a protein of 64 amino acids. NCBI's taxonomy places the organism in Eukaryota, Metazoa, Arthropoda, Insecta, Hymenoptera, Pteromalidae. The record is from RefSeq and is a predicted model, not a curated record.
AAAGUUAAAAUCAAAUGUUUAAUAACCUUAAAUUACGUAAAAAUGUUUUUACUGGUUUUAUUAAAAUAGUCAAAAAGUAUAAACAUUCAAACAACUUAUAUUUGAAUUUGGAAUCACGAACGAUAUAAAGUCACGUGACUCGCCUGACAUGGGCGCACCUGUAGAAUAAUAACACAACUAUUGGCAAUUCAACGAUACCGCAGCGCCAAAAAGCCAAUGUUAAUUUCCAUAAGGUGGUGAGUUUUCAAAGCUGAGACCAACCCGAUUUUACUGUGCAUUAUAUCUAUAUAUAUUAAAAUCGGGUGUUGCUCAGCUUCGAAAACUCGCCAGUUUAUGGAAAUUAGCAUGGGCUUUUUGGCGCUGCGGUAUCGUUGCCAAUAGGUUUGAAGUUUGACAAGCUUUAGUCUCGUAUCAAACGUACAAGAAUUAGGUACAUAUACAACCAAUUGUUAAUUGAUGUUUACCACACAAGGAUCGCAUCGUAAGUCACGCCAGUUAUUUCUUGGAAUUGAUGCUUGGGCUUCCUUUGUUUUGAGAGAUUUCAAAGAAGUGGCAGUUGGAUCUUAUCAAUCAGAUCAGGAGUUGAAUCAGAGAAAUAAAAUUCAACCUGCUGUGUUGCGAAACCGAAGAAUUUCAAAAUGGAAGUUUUGAAUACUGUUUUCAACAAAAGUAAAGCUGAAGAGCAUACCUUAAAUCAUAGCAAUUCUAAAAUAUUGCAAGUUUGCCUCGAAUCAGUUUACCCUACAGUUAAGUUAGCCUUGGAAUUAAGGGCGGUUCAACACAAUAAUUCUGUGUUCUUCUCAAUUCAGACUUGGCGUACAAUAGCUCUUAAGAGAAAUGAAAUACGCCAAGCUAUGAGAGCAGAAGAUGAAAGACUCAUUUUUGUUAAUGACGAGCUCAAAGUUUUUACAGAAUGCAUGCAUGAUCAUUGCGCUGUUUGUUUUCUGGAUAUCAGAGGAAAAAGGGUAAACAUUAUGUUAGAAACAUUCUCCAGGAUGAUGCAAUUAGGACUCGAGAUAACUAAAGAAUACCAAAAACAGAUUAAAACAAUAAAUGAAACUGCAAAGAAUCUAAGCACAUUUAUGGAUUUUAUAUUGAGUCAAUGUACUGGUACAAGAAGAUGCGACAAUAUUAAAGAGCAUUUGGAGAUGUUGAGCAACUAUACCGAGCAUAAUAUUGGAAAUGCUGUUAGUAAUUUUAGUUUCGCGAUUGAUGAUAACGAGUACGAAAAAGAUUAUGAUGAGUCUGACGGCUAUGACCGUUGCUCUUAUUGCAGUCGUCGUCGUCAUCGUUACUAAUUUUUUAGUCAAAGACUAAUUUGAUGAACAUGACAACUACUAUUUGCAAUACUUCUAAACAUAAAAGAGAUACUUAUAUGUAUUGAAGCAUAUAAAAGUUUGUAAAAGAAAAUAUGCAAACUCAAACCAAAACUAUGAUUGUAAGAUGUGCAUGUGAAUUUGCAAGUUUGCAAAGUAUCAUUAAUAAAGAAAUAUUUUCAUAUAGUACUUUGAACAAAA